Molecule: messenger RNA, 1035 nt
Organism: Aethalodelphis obliquidens (Pacific white-sided dolphin)
Lineage: Eukaryota; Metazoa; Chordata; Mammalia; Artiodactyla; Delphinidae
Gene: MYL1
Product: myosin light chain 1
Exons: 7
Coding region: 125-703 (192 amino acids)
Cellular component (GO): myosin II complex; contractile muscle fiber
Molecular function (GO): calcium ion binding
Source: RefSeq, a predicted model, not a curated record
GGUCCACCUCAAGACACCAGUCUGUGGAUCAGGCGAACCACCACUCCUCUUCCAAGAAUCAGUUUGACAGGUUCUUUAGGAGGUUCUCCUUCUCUUUUUUUUUAAACCCAUCCUUUUAAACACAAUGGCACCAAAGAAGGACGUGAAGAAACCUGCUGCCGCUGCUGCCCCAGCCCCUGCCCCUGCCCCGGCACCUGCACCUGCACCUGCCCCACCCAAAGAAGCAAAGAUUGACCUCUCUGCCAUUAAGAUCGAGUUCUCUCAGCAACAGCAGGAUGAAUUCAAGGAGGCAUUUCUCCUAUAUGACAGAACAGGCGAUAGCAAGAUCACCUUAAGCCAGGUUGGUGAUGUCCUUCGGGCUCUGGGCACAAAUCCCACCAAUGCAGAGGUCAAGGCGGUUCUGGGAAACCCCAGCAAUGAAGAGAUGAAUGCCAAGAAAAUUGAGUUUGAACAAUUUCUGCCCAUGAUGCAAUCUAUUUCCAACAACAAGGACCAGGGCACCUAUGAAGACUUUGUUGAGGGUCUGCGUGUCUUUGACAAGGAAGGCAAUGGCACCGUUAUGGGUGCUGAACUUCGUCAUGUACUAGCUACACUAGGUGAAAAGAUGAAAGAGGAAGAAGUGGAAGCCCUGAUGGCAGGUCAAGAAGACUCCAACGGCUGCAUCAACUAUGAAGCUUUUGUCAAGCACAUCAUGUCUGUCUAAAUGGAGCUCUCAAGAUCAAGCAUUGUUUAUGAAGACUGGCUGGAACCUUAUUCUAAGAACACCCAUGACUAACUGUCCAAAUCUGUUUACCAUCAUUCAGAAAAACAAAACAAUGUGGACCAUUUUAGACUGAAGGACUCCCUGAAUUUUUAUACAUCUUACGUUUCUCUCUGAAUUAUAUUCAUAUCACACAAACCAAGUGUCUGCUGCUCUAGACAAGAAGGAUAAAAUACUGACAAUCUCAAAUCCAAGCACUGCUCUUUAUUUUCUACCAUGGGUCAAAGAACAUCCUUAAAAUAAUAAAUCAAUAAAUAAUUUUGGUCAGUCUGGAA